AUGGAUCAAGGCAGCGGCUAUGCUUCGCAGAAGCUCGAGGAUCAGCUACGCGACAUGAUCAUGAACAACAAGCCCCCUCAGCAGCAUAACGAUCCUCGAGUUCUGCCUCAAUCUCCUCACACGGCUCAUGGUUAUCCUCCAAGACCUCCUCUCGGAUUCGGNGGGCCGCCUUCCAUAACUGCUCAGCCGCGCUACUCUAACAAUAUCCCAAUGGAUCGUCACCAAGACUUCUCCCACUUCUUACAGCAGCACCAUGCAACUGCUCCUGUUCCUCUGCAGUCUCGUCAUGCACCUCCACAGACACAUAACAACAACAACUUCCGUGCCCAGGGUCCUCAUCGCACCUAUAACGCUCUACCCAUGGAUCCAAAUGCUUUUGAUAGACCUCCGCAUCAAGGACAACGCAUCCAUCAACCCUAUUCUCAGCACCGGCCGCAUCAAAAUCAACACCAACAUCAUCCUCAGCAACGUCAACUGUAUCAGCCGCAAUCUCGCCCCCAGCAGACUAACAAUCCUUACCUCGAACGCCAAGCCUCCUUCCUGGAUUCACUCGCUAGCCACGAGAUCUCGAAAACGCAAAUGCUGGAUUCAGAAAUCGAAUUGAAAGAUGCGUUCCGUCUCAAGCUGCAACGCAUCUUCGAGAACCUCAAGUCUCCUGAUCCAGAAAAUCCCUUGCCUUCUGUCGAGUUGGCUAGCUUUGGCAGUCUUAGUUCGGGCUUCGCCACUGCUGGCUCUGAUAUGGAUCUGGCCAUCGUCACCUCAUCUGAGCACGACUUAGAUCAGCGAUUUUCUUCUCAUGAGAACGGUCUUCCCCGAGUCCUCGAAAAGGAACUACUUGACAACGGUAUCGGCGCUCGUCUACUUGCUCGUACGCGUGUGCCCAUCAUCAAGAUCUGUGAAUUGCCGACAUCGGAACUCUUGGACGCUCUUCGAGAAUCUCGCGAAAAGUGGGACAAUCUACCUGAAGCUGAGAAGUAUGCCACUUCAAAGCCGGCUGCCAACGACACAGCCACCGAGAAGGAUGCCCCAGAUACUCAGUCAUUGCCCUCUCAGCCUGAUUCUAAGACUGGUGGUAAUGAGCCUACUGUACAGAGUGAUGUGGAUCCUCGAGCACAAAAGUCUGCAGACGGUGUCGCAUCACUUGUCGAGUCAACCCAAGCUCUCGAAAUUGACUCAAAGGUGUCCUCGAGCCCACUUGAAGUCACUGCUAAGUCGGAAAAUACACAACAGUCUGACCAACACCAACCCCAGGACAAAGAGGCAAAUCGUCAACGAAAUGACAGAAGCUGGCGACGCGAAAAGGCUGCCGGCCCUCUGGACUUCCCCAAGGAUGGUGUUGGCAUUCAGUGUGACAUCAACUUCUUCAANCCCCUAGGUAUCCACAACACUCAAAUGUUGCGAUGCUACUCAAAAUGCGAUCCCAGAGUUCGACCCAUGGUCCUCUUCAUCAAGUCAUGGGCUAAGCGAAGGAAGAUCAACUCUUCCUACUCAGGCACCUUGUCGUCGUAUGGGUACGUGUUGAUGGUUUUGCAUUACCUUGUAAACGUAACAAACCCACCUGUUCUGCCUAAUCUACAACAUGAGGCUGAAUCAAAUGGUCUGCCUGCUACUACCGUUGACGGCUACGAAGUUCGCUUCUUCGAUCAGGAAGACAUGAUCGAAAGUCGUGCUAGCCAAGGUGCAAUUACGCAGAACAAGGAGUCGCUGGGCAAUUUGUUAGUUGGUUUCUUCAGGUACUAUGCCGUCAAUUCUGGUGGGUUCUUUUGGACGCGCGAUGUCCUCAGCUUGAGAUCUCGAGGCGGCAUCAUGUCCAAGUUGGAAAAGGGUUGGACUGGUGCAAAGACUGAAGUCGGCGACAACAAGGAGGUGCGCCACCGAUAUCUCUUUGCAAUCGAGGAUCCCUUCGAGACUACGCACAAUGUUGCGAGAACUGUCACGCACAACGGCAUUGUCGCCAUCAGAGAUGAGUUCCGUCGUGCAUGGCGCAUAAUCGGUGCCAUUGGCCGUAACAGAGAAGAGCCUGAAGGCGGCCUGUUCGACGAGUUGACUGAAGCCGAAGAACAAGGACCUGCUUCUACAGCUCCACCACCGACUGUCAACAAAGUUCAGGCAUAUGGUCAGCAAUUUCCAACUCUUGCUGGUGCCCCAGCCAAUACUGUUGCUGCGCACAAGCCACGCUCGCCAGUGCGCGCUCCUGCGCAACCAGUUCAACCGGCUCAGCCUUCGACACAAGCACUUGCACAAGAGGCUGCACCCUCGCAGCCAGAAGUUGCUCCUUCUGCGCCUCGUGGUAAAGGGCGUCGUCAGAAGUUUGUGCCUCUCAACCUUUAA
Messenger RNA from Aureobasidium musti, 2331 nucleotides. NCBI's taxonomy places the organism in Eukaryota, Fungi, Ascomycota, Dothideomycetes, Dothideales, Saccotheciaceae. The record is from the annotation of a GenBank genome assembly.